UUCUCAACUCUCAUCUAAGAUACAUACAGAACAUAACAAUGAGUUUCAACAACACAUUUUCACUUUUUAGCCUCUUCUUGACCAUUUUAUCCCUUUGGUUUUCAUUCUCCAAUGCACAAAACUUACCUCAAGAUUUUGUCGAUGCCCACAACACAGCUCGUGCACAAGUUGGCGUUGCAAACAUUACUUGGGACAACACAGUUGCUACCUAUGCUUUGAACUAUGCAAAUUCAAGGAAAAGUGAUUGCAAUUUGGUUCACUCAAAUGGACCUUACGGUGAGAAUCUUGCCAAAGGCUCAAGUGGUACAUUCACUGGAGUUACUGCGGUAAACAUGUGGGUUAAUGAAAAACAAUACUAUGAUUAUAACACAAAUUCAUGCAUCAAUGGAGGACAAUGCUUGCAUUAUACUCAAGUUGUGUGGCGUAACUCUGUCCGUUUAGGGUGUGCUAGGGUACAAUGUACCAAUGGAUGGUGGUUUGUCACUUGCAACUAUGAUCCCCCGGGCAAUUAUGUUGGUCAAAAACCCUAUUAUUAGUAAUAACAAACUUCGACAAUAAUAUUACAUUACAGAGCUAAAAGGGCUUAUAAGUCUAUACUAUAUAUAUCAUGGCAUGAUAAUGUCAUGCAACAAAAUAAAAUAAUAUUUCAGUGUUGUUUUUGGUAAGUUUUUUAAUUAAGUGUAAUCUUCAUUGACAUAUCAGCUUUUAUGCUAUGUACUUGUCUA
Messenger RNA from Medicago truncatula (barrel medic), 725 nucleotides. RefSeq names its product pathogenesis-related protein 1B. Gene Ontology annotation, cellular component: extracellular region. The coding region runs from base 39 to 536 and encodes 165 amino acids. The record is from RefSeq and is a predicted model, not a curated record. NCBI's taxonomy places the organism in Eukaryota, Viridiplantae, Streptophyta, Magnoliopsida, Fabales, Fabaceae. The transcript has a single exon.